CACCACUCACUGCGGGCAGAUCCAGCCUCUCCCUCUCGGACAUCGUGAAGAUGCACCGCACUCUCUCUCCCUGCAGCUGCACAUAUCCUCAUUUGAGACGAUCCCUGCCCCUGACACUUCACUCCUCACCCCGAUGCACGAUUGCGGCGCGGUUUCGUAUGGGGUGUUCGUCUACCCUUUUUAGCUGCUAUACUCCGCUCGUGUUCUAGUAACGCUUCUUUCUUACCAUUUCUAGCUUGAAGUUCUUAUGGAACUGCUGAGUACUACCGUAGUAUCCACCACGCCUGUAAUCCUCGGCGGCCUAUCACUAUUUCGCUACCAUGCCUGCAUCAGAGCAGGUCUCGAGAAGCAGCUACCAACCAAAGCCACCUAGGCUUCGAGCAGCAUGCAACCAAUGCAACACCGCAAAGGUUAAAUGCAGCGGCGAGAGAAGCGGAUGUGGUCGCUGCACAAGCAUCCACGUCGAAUGCGUCUACGCUGAAUCUAGAGUCGGCAAGGUCCAAGGAGUACGAACGAAACGGAAGAAGACUCAAGAAGACCCGCCCGGCCCUGACGACACUACUCGCUCGCGUUCCAAUUCCGUUCAAGUCCAGGACGAGGAUGCAGCUGAGGCGCAUGAAACGAUCACAGUCUCGGCAUCAGAUCUACCGUCCCCACAGCCGCACGUGCCCGGCCCCCGCGAUCAGACGCUCCCGGGCUGGACGCCCGACGGGUGGAACUGGAACGAAGCCUUGCUUUCGCUGGAGACGCCCGUGGGGAUGUUCGCCGAUGUAAGCGACACCCUGCAGAGCAUCUCGCGUGUCACUUCUGGCAUAGGAGACACCGAGCCUUCCUCUACGACUUCUAUAUCCGCUGGCGAGAGUAAUCUCCCCCCUCUCGAUCUUGACCGGAUUGGCAACGUAGCCACCGCAGCCUCUCCAAACACUACCCUACCAACCCCUCUAUCUCAGAUAUCCGCGCCGCUACUUCCAACUUCUUUGCUCUCUGCUCCAGCCGGAACGGCGCCCCUCCCAUCCGUAGAGCCCAGCCUCACCGAACUGCCACGGCUCAAGACCAACCUAGAUGGCAAAUGUGUAAUGGCCCUCACCAACAUCAUUAUCACCAUGGAACAAUACCUACUCUCGGAGCUGAAAGUGCUCGAUCUCGUCAUCAACACAGUCCGCUCCGUCACCAAUGAGAUGCGCAAGGUCUUGCAGUGCCAGCAAGAAUCACGAUGCGACCGCUGCAUCUUGCUCUUUCUCACCAUCAUGUACCAGGUCAUCACGCUGCUUGAGGCCGGCGCGAACUCCAUCUUCGAGGCAGAAGCCUCGGACCAUGAAGGCAGCGGCGGCAUGUCGGUCGACUUUACGCCCAAAUUCGGCUUCGGCGCCUUCUCCAUCAACGCCGAAGAGCAGCGCUCGUUGAAGCUCCACGUCAUACGCAAAGAAUGCCAGAAUGCGGGGGAGAUGCUGGCACAGAUCGUUGCACUGGCGAAGCUGGGGCCGAUGGGCUCGCCGCCCGCCACGCCGGAGCAGGUUGAGGAAAGGGCUAAGUGCUUCAACGUGGUGCAGCGCAGGCUGAAAGAUUUGAGCGACAAAGCAUGCUCAAUUAACUGAAGUCCUUUUCAUUUACGUCUGAUACCCAUCCCGCGACCGAGCAGUUUUCCUCAUGUUCUGAAGGUUAAUCCACUUGUUCCUUCCCGACGUGGUUUGCAAUGACCGAUUUUUUAUCCUGUCCGCUGUAUUGAAGAGGUGAGUCUCACGUGGCGCGUACAGCUCUAGUGCUGAUGGGGCACAUAAAACUUUCACGGGUUUUUCGUUACUAUCGUAAGUGGGGUGAAACAACAUUAUUUGGAACAUGAAUAGAUAUAGGUCUCUCAAAG
This is a messenger RNA of Trematosphaeria pertusa, 1861 nucleotides long. RefSeq lists its product as uncharacterized. Gene Ontology annotation, molecular function: DNA-binding transcription factor activity, RNA polymerase II-specific; zinc ion binding. The record is from RefSeq and is a predicted model, not a curated record. NCBI's taxonomy places the organism in Eukaryota, Fungi, Ascomycota, Dothideomycetes, Pleosporales, Trematosphaeriaceae. Gene Ontology annotation, biological process: regulation of DNA-templated transcription. The transcript is spliced from 3 exons. The coding region runs from base 321 to 1595 and encodes 424 amino acids.